Sapajus apella (tufted capuchin) is the source of this 2400-nucleotide messenger RNA. RefSeq names its product glycogen synthase kinase 3 alpha (gene GSK3A). NCBI's taxonomy places the organism in Eukaryota, Metazoa, Chordata, Mammalia, Primates, Cebidae. The record is from RefSeq and is a predicted model, not a curated record. Gene Ontology annotation, biological process: insulin receptor signaling pathway; regulation of neuron projection development; negative regulation of canonical Wnt signaling pathway. The coding region runs from base 626 to 2077 and encodes 483 amino acids. Gene Ontology annotation, cellular component: cytosol; nucleus; axon. Gene Ontology annotation, molecular function: protein serine/threonine kinase activity; ATP binding. The transcript is spliced from 12 exons.
CAUCUCCGGAACUGCAGUAGCCACUUGGGGCUUAGAAACCACCUGGGACUCCAUUUCCCGGCGUGCUCUAAAAAAAAAAUCUCUUUACACCUGCAAUGCGGUGAGGGCGUGGCGACGACUCCAUUUCCCGGCUUGCUUCACGGCCGGAGAUCCGUAUGUCCACGCGCGCCGACUCAAUUUCCCAGAGGGCAACGGUCUCUGGGACGCAUACACAGCCAAUAGACUGAGUGAGUGGACUCCGUUUCCCAGCGGCAUCAGGCUCUCUGCUUCCCAAAGUCCUUCAGGGCUCCCCGUCGUACAGUCGGCUGACAGAUUACCCUGGACUCCAUUUCCCGACGUACAGCGCGACCCGUCAUUCCCGUGUUACUCUGAGGCUUUUGUGGACUUCAUUUCCCGGCGUGCCACGCGGCUCUCUGUGCGGACCGAGGGCGGUGACGGCGGCGCGGACGACAGCCGGACUGCAUCUCCCGGCGUGCCCCGCGGCGGGCGCUGGGCCGGAGCCGGAGCCCAAGCCCGAGCGGCGCGGCCUGGAAGAGGCCAGAGCCCGGGGGAGGCGGCGGCAGCGGCGGCAGCUGGGGCAGCCCGGGCAGCCCGAGCCCCGCGGCCUCGGCCUGCGCUCGGCGCCAUGAGCGGCGGCGGGCCUUCGGGAGGCGGCCCUGGGGGCUCGGGCAGGGCGCGGACCAGCUCGUUUGCGGAGCCAGGCGGCGGAGGCGGAGGCGGCGGCGGCGGCCCAGGAGGCUCGGCCUCCGGCCCAGGCGGCACCGGCGGCGGGAAGACGUCCGUCGGGGCCAUGGGUGGGGGCGUCGGGGCCUCGAGCUCUGGGGGUGGACCCGGCGGCAGCGGCGGAGGAGGCAGCGGAGGCCCCGGCGCAGGCACUAGCUUCCCGCCGCCCGGGGUGAAGCUGGGCCGUGACAGCGGGAAGGUGACCACAGUGGUAGCCACUCUAGGCCAAGGCCCAGAGCGCACCCAAGAGGUGGCUUACACAGACAUCAAAGUGAUUGGCAAUGGCUCAUUUGGGGUCGUGUACCAGGCACGGCUGGCAGAGACCAGGGAACUGGUCGCCAUCAAGAAGGUUCUCCAGGACAAGAGGUUCAAGAACCGAGAGCUGCAGAUCAUGCGUAAGCUGGACCACUGCAAUAUUGUGAGGCUGAGAUACUUUUUCUACUCCAGUGGGGAGAAGAAAGACGAGCUUUACCUAAAUCUGGUGCUGGAAUAUGUGCCCGAGACAGUAUACCGGGUGGCCCGUCACUUCACCAAGGCCAAGUUGACCAUCCCUAUCCUCUAUGUCAAGGUGUACAUGUACCAGCUCUUCCGCAGCUUGGCCUACAUCCACUCCCAGGGUGUGUGUCACCGCGACAUCAAGCCCCAGAACCUGCUGGUGGACCCUGAUACUGCUGUCCUCAAGCUCUGCGAUUUUGGCAGUGCAAAGCAGCUGGUCCGAGGGGAGCCCAACGUCUCCUACAUCUGUUCUCGCUACUACCGGGCCCCAGAGCUCAUCUUUGGAGCCACUGAUUACACCUCGUCCAUUGAUGUUUGGUCAGCUGGCUGCGUACUGGCGGAGCUCCUCCUGGGCCAGCCCAUCUUCCCUGGGGACAGUGGGGUGGACCAGCUGGUGGAGAUCAUCAAGGUGCUGGGAACACCAACCCGGGAACAAAUCCGAGAGAUGAACCCCAACUACACAGAGUUCAAGUUCCCUCAGAUUAAAGCUCACCCCUGGACAAAGGUGUUUAAAUCUCGAACGCCGCCGGAGGCCAUCGCGCUUUGCUCCAGCCUGCUAGAGUACACCCCGUCCUCAAGGCUCUCCCCACUAGAGGCCUGCGCCCACAGCUUCUUUGAUGAACUACGAUGUCUGGGAACCCAGCUCCCUAACAACCGCCCACUUCCCCCUCUCUUCAACUUCAGUGCUGGUGAACUCUCCAUCCAACCGUCUCUCAACGCCAUUCUCAUCCCUCCUCACUUGAGGUCCCCAGCGGGCACUACCACCCUCACCCCGUCCUCACAAGCUUUAACUGAGACUUCAACCAGCUCAGACUGGCAGUCGACCGAUGCCACACCUACCCUCGCUAACUCGUCCUGAGAGCCCCACCAACCACCCUUCCACUUCCAUCUGGGAGCCCCAAGAGGGGCUGGGAAGGGGGGCCAUAGCCCAUUAAGCUCCUGCCCUGGCUGGGCCCCUAGACUAGAGGGCAGAGAAAACGUCGAUUCGCACCGUCCAACCUGGCCCCGCCCCCUCCUACAGCUGUAACUCCCCUCCUGUCCUCUGCCCCCAAGGUCUUCUCCCUCCUCACCCCACCCUGGAGGGCCAGGGGAGUGGAGAGAGCUCCUGAUGUCUUAGUUUCCACAGUAAGGUUUGCCUGUGUACAGACCUCCGUUCAAUAAAUUAUUGGCAUGAAAACUUGC